GUCGCGCGCUGGCAGCAGCGACGCACGCGCGCGCCCUUACAGCCUGCUUCACGCUUCGGAAUCCUUGCGCUUCUCGUUUGCAAUGACCGGUCCGAAACACGAACCUCCGCGAUCGUUCCGUGCUCACAGAGUGUUUGCUCACCAGUGAUUUCAUUGAUCGGUGCUUUUGAGUGAGUGACGCUGGGAAUGUACGAGAAGUCGCACACGACGAGCUCACAAUGCCCCAAAUUGCAUUAAAUGGAUGCUGCUACUACAAGAAAAUCAAUGUACUGUGAUAAACGAUGUAUGAUACGACUACGACGAACAUUUUAAAAGUGACGUGAUAUAAGACAUAAGCAAAAUGAAAAACAGCGAGGAGUGUUUAGACUGAUCAAUGGACGUUGUGCCGAAACUGUGUGAUAUUUAUUGAUCUUAUUUAAAAAAUUAAGUUAGUUUAAAAGAAACUGUAAAUACAUACAAAAUAAUAUCGACGAGAUAGUCGCUGGAUGUGAACAGGACUUUAACCAGCGGCAAAGCAUAGUGGAGGCAUCGGCUAUCGCAGGCAUGGGAAUCAAAGUCAUGAUGAAAGCUUUCAAUAAGCCAAAAGACAUCCCAUCGCAGGUGCCGCCACUGACCCCGGGCACCAACAAGAAGAUGGCCGAGGCGCUGAAGGCCACCUUCGCCUCCUGGGAGAAGGAGCAGCUGCGCCUCGGCGUGCCGAAAGAUCCAAGACAGUGGAGCGAAGCAGCAGUGACGGCGUGGCUGCGUUGGGCGGCUCGAGAGUUCUCAUUAGAGGGUGUCGCCCUUCAACAGUUCGCGCGAGCUCAGGGCAAGGACAUCUGUGCGAUGGGCCGCGAGGAGUUCGUCGCCAGAGCGCCGGCAUUCAUGGGAGACAUACUUUGGGAACAUCUAGAGAUCUUACAAAAAGACGUAGAAAAAGAAAGGUCGCUGCUCGCCAACGUGCCGCCCAACAUGUACGAGAGCAACGUGUGCCUCCCAGAGCUGCCGGAGUACAUCCCACCGCCGGCACACCACUACAACAACAACAACAAUACGGGAGGUUAUACUACGGGCGGUCCUCGUGACACCAAUGCAUAUGGUUACACGGAAUCGAGCGGCGGCGCUGCACCCCCUCCCGCGCCCGCGGCCUCCUCCCCUUUAGACGAGUACUACCAGCCGGAGUAUCCGCCGGCGCCCGCGCCCACAGCACAGCCCUACCUCGAGGAAUAUUACCACCACGCGCAUGCGCACACGCAGCCUCUACUCACACACGAACCGAAGUACCAACCACAUGCAUAUACGAAGCCGUAUCCCAGAGGUGCCGGUGGAAGGUACGGUGAAGGUUACGGCGAGAGCUACACGCCAGAGUACGGCGGCGCGUGCGCUGAGUGGAACGAGUGGCCCGCCGAGCAACACGCGCUCAUACCGCAGGACAAGCUCCCCUACCCCGCUUCCGGACCUUGUUUUACUGGUUCAGGGCCUAUACAGCUGUGGCAGUUCUUGCUGGAGCUUCUCACCGACAAGAACUGUCAGGGAUUCAUCUCCUGGACAGGAGACGGAUGGGAAUUCAAACUCACCGACCCGGAUGAGGUGGCCAGACGCUGGGGCAUCCGUAAGAAUAAGCCCAAGAUGAACUACGAGAAACUAUCUCGAGGUCUCCGGUACUACUACGAUAAGAACAUCAUCCACAAGACGGCCGGAAAACGAUAUGUCUACCGCUUCGUGUGCGAUCUGCAGAGCCUGCUCGGAAUAUCUCCGGAGCAGCUUCACGCGAUGUACGAACCCAAAAUGGAGAAGAAAGACGACGAUUGAAGGCUCCGUAGCGGCUCGCUCUUGCUGCGAUCCCUCACGACCCCCCGUCGAUAAACUAGAUAGUAUUCAAAAUUAUACCCUUUGUCAAACAUAUUAAGAUACGUUUUUAAAUAAAUAUAAAGAAUAUCCGAAACGGUAUUUUUGAAAUCCUUUUAUAUUCAACAGUAACAUUAGAUACACAACUCACCAUAUUUUUACUUUAAUAUAGUGUAGUAACGUAACAUUUUUGGAUUUGAUCUCAUGCAGUCACAAAAGAAAUUAUUAACACACUAAUCAAAUUUAUGAUAAGCGACAUCACCGUGUGAAACUUUGAACCCUUAGAUUUGUGAAUACCAUCAUUUUAACCAACGGUGCCUUAUUAUAUGACAAACGCUUUUGAGUUUUGGGUUGACUACAAAAAGUUUAUUUAUUUAAUACACGCCAAGUUUCCUAAACUAACCUAUCAAUAUUUUACAAAAAUCUGAAUAAUAUCUACGCAUAACGUCGGACU
Messenger RNA from Bombyx mandarina (wild silkworm), 2281 nucleotides. RefSeq names its product ETS transcription factor pointed (gene pnt). Lineage: Eukaryota; Metazoa; Arthropoda; Insecta; Lepidoptera; Bombycidae. Gene Ontology annotation, molecular function: DNA-binding transcription factor activity, RNA polymerase II-specific; sequence-specific DNA binding. Gene Ontology annotation, biological process: cell differentiation; regulation of transcription by RNA polymerase II. The record is from RefSeq and is a predicted model, not a curated record. Gene Ontology annotation, cellular component: nucleus.